Molecule: messenger RNA, 3675 nt
Organism: Anopheles nili
Lineage: Eukaryota; Metazoa; Arthropoda; Insecta; Diptera; Culicidae
Gene: neb
Product: kinesin-like protein KIF14
Exons: 4
Coding region: 1-3675 (1224 amino acids)
Biological process (GO): microtubule-based movement; mitotic spindle organization
Molecular function (GO): microtubule binding; microtubule motor activity; ATP binding
Source: RefSeq, a predicted model, not a curated record
AUGAACUCGCGAAUCGGAACUCCAAAGCACCGCUUUGGGCCAGCUGUCGGAGCAGCUUCGUCGCCUGCAAAAGCGUCUACGCCACGCGCGGCCACACGAUCGGCAGGAUCAAGAAUAGCUUCAUCCCUGCUGAUGAAACGUACGCGUCUAAACACAUCGAGCGUAGAAUCGCUACCGUCUUCCCCGGUAUCGACGCCUAAAACCGCUCCAACGCGGCCAACCAGUAUGAGCAAUGGCAUGGACGCAAAAUCGAAAUCAUCAACAGCGCUUAACAUAAACAGUUGCUUCACCCCUUCGACACAGUAUAAAGCCCCAGUGGCAUCUUCAAAAAGUGCAUCAAAAGAUUUCUCAACACCCGGAAACAAUCUCAAGCGCGCGGUUGCACGCGAGAAUCUGCUAAGCGGCCGUACUCCGGACUGUUAUUCCCGUAUCUCACUAGAUAGCCCCCAACCGAUGGGUGGACGGCACCGCCACAGCCGAUCGAAACUGGACGACUCACACCGCAGCGUGAAGGAGAAGGACAAAGAAGGAACCGGUGGUGAAGUUAGCAAUCUGAAAGUUGCCGUCCGCAUCCGCCCACUUUCGGCAAAGGAAUGCAUCGAUUCGGUGGCGAAUGUCGUCCGUGUCGAAAACAACGAGCUGUACAUCAACGGUGGCAACACUGCCGAUAAUCUUGCCGGCGUAGAGCACUUUUUCCUGUACGAUCACGUAUUUUGGUCGUGUAAUGCCGAAGAACCUGCGUAUGUGAACCAAGCGGGUGUGUACCGUAACCUGGUGCAUCCGCUUCUCGACAAGGCGUUUGAAGGAUACAACACGUGCCUGUUCGCAUACGGACAGACCGGAUCCGGCAAAAGCUACAGCAUGAUGGGAAUGGACCUCGACGACAACUAUGAUGAAGCCCCCAACCCGGACGCGGGCAUUAUUCCCCGUUUCUGUCACGAACUGUUCGAGCGCAUCAACGCGCUUAAGGGCCAGGUGCAUGCGGAAGUAGAAGUCAGUUAUUUUGAAAUUUACAACGAAAAAAUACACGAUCUACUCUCCGUUUCACCGACGGAUGGUGUGUGUACUGUUUCCACUCCCGGCCAAGGGGCGAAGAGAGCUGCGCUGAAGGUACGCGAACAUCCCGUCUGGGGACCGUACGUGGUCGAUCUUAGCACCCAUCCGGUUGAUUCGCAUACAGCACUGCGGAACUGGCUUGCUGUUGGUAACAGCCAGCGAGCGACGGCGGCCACCGGCAUGAACGACAAGAGUUCCCGCUCGCAUUCCAUAUUUUCGGUCGUACUUAACCUGGCCGAAAUCGUGCACAGCAGCGAUACGGACGAUUCGGAUCGACCUGACCGGAAAUCGAUAAAGCAAACGAAACGCAGCAAGAUCAGCCUCGUCGAUUUGGCCGGUUCCGAACGAGUCAGCCAGACGUGUGCUAGCGGAGCGCGGUUGAAGGAGGGCGUUAGUAUCAACAAAAGUCUGCUGACGCUUGGGAAGGUGAUUUCGGCGUUGGCCGACCCCAAGAAAAGCACGUGCACCUAUAUUCCGUACCGCGAUUCCGUGCUCACCUGGUUGCUGAGGGAAAACCUCGGCGGUAAUUCCCGCACGGUAAUGCUGGCCACCAUCUCACCCGCAAGCAUCCACCUGGACGAGACCCUGGCCACACUCCGGUACGCCUGCCAGGCCCGUAGCAUCGUAAACCGCGUCAAAGUAAAUGAAGACCCGCACGAUCGCAUCAUCCGCCAGCUGCGAGCUGAAGUCGAACGAUUGCAGGUCCUGCGGCAGGACUACGAGCGACAAAAGCGCCUAUCCGAGGCGAACCAGCACCAACCACGCAAAAUCAUCAUCGAAACGUCGGUCGACGAUAGUGAGGUGGAAGCGCUCCGUCAGCAACUAGCCGAAACGGAACAGGAACUAACCAAAGCCCAACGAUCGUGGCGCGAUCGGCUUCAGGAAGCUGAGGAUGUCCGGCGCACGGAGAUGAAGCUGUUGAAACGCAAAGGACUUGCACUGGAGCUGUCCGCUGAGCAGAAGGAACCGUGUUUGGUGAACCUGGCUGCUGAUCCGAUGCUUUCCGGGACGUUGCUGUACAUUAUUCCACCCGGGAUGGUUCGGAUUGGCAGGCCGUCCUCAAUGUCGUCACCGGAUAUCGUGCUCGAAGGACCACUUGUGGCGCCCAAUCACUGUUGUAUCGAAAACACGAAAGGGAAGCUGUUUCUGCUGCCAGAAACAAGCGUCGAGUAUGAAACGUUCGUCAACGGUGAGCUUAUCCUGGAGCGCCGUCAGCUGUUCCACGGCGAUCGGUUGGUGAUCGGCGGAUCGCACUAUUUCCGCAUCUCGAAUCCGCUGUGUCCGAACAAAUCCACGCAGGUUAUGGUUGACUUCCAGUUAGCACACCAGGAGAUCUUGCACGAGCAAGAAAGCCGUUUGCGGCGCGAGCUGGACGCCGAGAAACAGGCCGCAAUUGCCCAGAUCGAAGCCGAACGGAUGGCCCACGAGCAGGAGUACGAGGAACGGUUGGCGUCACUCGAGUUGGAAAAAUUCAAAUACAAAUGCCACAAGGAGCUGCUCGAGGUGGAACAGAAGGCACUGCUGCAGUCGACGACGGGCAAAAAGGACAACCAGAACGGUGGUGAGCCUGACCGCCGGUCCGGGUGUCGUGAUUCGUUAGACUGCGUGUCCUUGUCUGUGGAGUCGAAUCUGGCCGAAGAGAUACGGCGCAUUAUGGAGCACACGAGCGAGGAAAGUCUCGCCCAGAUCCAGAUGAUGGUGAAGGAAGCUAGUCAGCGGUGCCGAACCGUGGGUUUGGAUUACGAGUUCAAGCAAACACAGGUGUGGCAGGAAGAGGGCAUCUUCCGGGCGAUGGUUAACAUCGUGGAUCGGGCGAAUGAGCGCGUCGCCCAGUGGACACCAGCACGGUUAGAGUACUGGCUGGGGGUGGUUCGAGAGCGGGAUGGCGAUCUGACGGCGGCCAACAUGUUCGAACACUUCGAUCUCGUGUGGAACGAUCCGUCUGACCGGUCGGCGAAUGAGUCGCUUCUGCAGGACUCCCAAAGUUCUAGCCGGAUCUCGCUGAAUCUCGGCGCGGUGAAGGAUGCCAUCCGGGGGCGGCACAGCAUCACUUCCGAUGCAAGUUCGCCCGGCAAUGGCUCCGACGGUGGCACGGGUGGACGUAAAUCGCAAGGUCUCUUUAAAUCCAUCUUCACGAAGCGAACGCCGGUGGUGGUAAACCGCAGCCAGAGUGCUCCUGUCCAGCACUCGGGAAGCGCGAGAAAAGCCCUCUUCGUCGAUCUGGAUGCGAACGAUGAAAACGUGCCCAACAACCACCAGCAGCGUCCUGGGAGCGAAUCAAAGGGUACGUCGGGUUUGCCCCGUUUUGAUCAGAGAGCAUCCGGUGUGUUGCGAGAUCUGCACAUGGCCACACUUAAGCUGCGCAAGUUGUGUGAAAAGCACCACGAGUUUGACGCACCUUUGGUUGAUGAACAAACCGUCGAUGGUAAGGAGGAAAAACGGACCGAUCGGAACGGAACGGUGGCUGAGCGAUGCCUGGAAUCGAUCGCCGAUAUUGAACGAUCCCUGCAAACCAUCCACUCGGUUCUGAUGGACCACAACAUUAAGGAAGCUUCACUUAACGCCAUGGAGGGCGAUUACGGCCGUACACCAAAGGCGGUACGGUUCCUGCUGGAUUAG